Telopea speciosissima is the source of this 550-nucleotide messenger RNA. Its product is annotated as abscisic stress-ripening protein 3-like. NCBI's taxonomy places the organism in Eukaryota, Viridiplantae, Streptophyta, Magnoliopsida, Proteales, Proteaceae. The record is from RefSeq and is a predicted model, not a curated record. The coding region runs from base 166 to 507 and encodes 113 amino acids. The transcript is spliced from 2 exons.
CUUGGCUACCUCGCUUUGAAAUCUUAUAAAAGGUUACCUUCCUUAAUUAGUCUCUUCAACCAUCUGCCAACUUCGACCACCUCCGUCUUAGUACUCCUUAGUCCUUACUACCUACAAGUUUGUGCUUUGUUGUUUUGUUAAUCACCUUUCUUAUCUCCCACCACCAUGCCUGAGAAUAAGCACCACAGCCACCCCUUUCACCAUCACAAGGAGGAAAAACCUGCCGGAGAAAUGAGCGAGCAAGACUAUGAGAAACAAGUGAAACACCACAAGCACUUGGAGCACGUCGGCAAGCUAGGUGCUGUAGCCGCUGUUACCAUUGCUCGGCAUGAGAAGCAUAAGGCUAAGAAAGACCCAGAGAAUGCUCACAAGCACAAGAUCAAAGAGGAGAUUGCAGCAACAAUUGCAGUGGGCAGUGUUGGAUUUGCAAUCCAUGAGCACCAUCAGAAGAAAGAAGCUAAAAAACAAAAUGAAUCAGCUUUCGGGAAGAAACACCAUCUGUUCUGAAAGUCUUUUCUCUAGUUCUAGUCCUUCUCCCUCUCUCUCUCCC